Molecule: messenger RNA, 2966 nt
Organism: Terrapene triunguis (Three-toed box turtle)
Lineage: Eukaryota; Metazoa; Chordata; Testudines; Emydidae
Gene: SLC26A8
Product: solute carrier family 26 member 8
Exons: 18
Coding region: 1-2667 (888 amino acids)
Biological process (GO): transmembrane transport
Cellular component (GO): membrane
Molecular function (GO): chloride transmembrane transporter activity; bicarbonate transmembrane transporter activity; oxalate transmembrane transporter activity
Source: RefSeq, a predicted model, not a curated record
AUGGGGUUGGAGAAGGGAGGGGAAAGGAUCAUACCCGGUUACCCCAUGGGGUUGGAGGCGGGAAGGGAGGGGCUCAGACCUGGGCACCCCCUGGGGUUGGAGGCGGGGCUCAGGCCCCCGCGGGUGAGCUGUGGCAGUAUCCCGUGCACCUCGCGCCCCACCCCGGGGUUGGCAGUUGGCGAGGCCCGGCCGCCCCCGCGAGUCUCGAGGCGGCGGCGGCUCAGGUUGCUGCGGUGUGACCGCAUGGAGCCAGAUGCUGAGACUAUCAGCGCUCCCAGGCAGCUAGGGAAGUACAGAAUCAAGAGAGGCAUAUACACUGAAGAGCAGUUCCAGAAAAACUAUGAAAGAAACACCCCCUCCCCAAGGAACAGGGACUUCAGAAUCCAAGGAAGGGUCCAGUGCAGAUUCUCCUGGGCAAGAUUCAGGAAGAUCAUACUCAAGAUGUUUCCUAUCCUGAACUGGUUGUGUGCAUAUCGAGUCAGAGAGUGGUUCCUGAAUGACAUACAUGCAGGCCUAAGUGUGGGGAUGGUCCAGAUUCCGCAAGGACUGUCAGGAGUUUUGUUAACGAGGUUACCACUACCAAUUGUCAAUGGCUUCUAUUCUGCAUUCUGCUGCUCAUUAACAUAUGUUGUAUUUGGGACUUCGCGCCAUAUCUCCAUUGGUUCAUUCAGCAUUCUGAAUGCAAUGGUGGCAGAUGUUCUGAAGACGCUGAAUUUCAGCCCUGUAUUGACUGCUAAUGGAACCUUUGCCAAUUUCUCAGAUGCAAAUUAUAUGAAGAGUUACAUGGAAGCCUUGACACUUACUGCAUCAACAACAUUUCUGACUGGGAUCAUCCAGUUGCUUUUAAGCUGCUUCUGCUUGGGAUUUGUCACAACCUAUCUCCCAAAGACCCUCAUUGACGCUUACCUCACUGCAGCAGCGCUGCAUGUCAUCGUAUCCCAGUUCUCCUUCAUCUUUGGGAUCGUGAUCAACUUCCAUAUGGGCCCCCUGGCCAUUUUCUACAACCUGUUUCAUUAUUGCAUGGCUCUCCCAAAGGCUAAUGCCACCAGUAUAUUGCUAUUUUUGGUUGGCCUACUCAUGCUGAGGGUCAGCAAUUGUAUCAAGAUAACUUACAAGCACAGUCCUGUUGCAUUCCCUAUGGAACUUCUCCUGAUUAUUACAAUCACCAUUAUUGCUAACCAUGUGCAUCUGCAUGCUGAAUCCAGUAUGCUUGUGGCCAAAAUGGUUCCACACAGGUUUCUGCCUCCUACGCUGCCAGACUUAUCAAAUUUGAGCAGGAUUGUAGCCCAUGCCUUCUCCCUGGCUAUUGUAAGCUACUUCCUUCUCAUUUUUGUGGGAAAGAGGUACGCUUGUAUUCACAACUACAACAUCUCCAGCAACCAGGAGCUCAUGACUGUGGGGCUAUGCAAUAUCUUCAGCUCAUUUUUCAAAAGCUUUGCUGUCAGCUGUGCUAUUUCUGGGACUGUCAUUCAGGAGAAGACAGGCGGAAAAACACAGUUUGCAGCACUAAUUGGAGCAUCCAUAAUGCUAGUGGUAGUGAUGAAACUAGGACACUUUUUCCAGUCUCUGCCUAAUGCUGUACUAGCUGCGAUUGUAAUGGUCAACAUGUUCCCAUUUCUUGAAAAAUUUAUGGACAUCCCCACCCUGUGGAGACAGGAUAAGUAUCAUUUUGUUAUUUGGAUUGUGACUUUUGCAGCCGUUCUGUGUCUUGGUCUCGAUAUCGGCUUGGUCAUCGCAAUGGGAUUCACCUUCUUCAUCAUCACUGUUAGGUCACACAGGUACCAGGUCUUGUCUAAUGAUUUCCCAUCUGUGCAUGAACUGAUACCCUAUACUGAGAAACUGGUGAAGCGACUUCAUAGGGAUAAUGAGUCUUCAUCGUCUUCCCUGAAUUUGAUACGUUGGUCAAAGUUUGAAAGCAAGCACAGUUCUGGGACUCUCACAACAGGAAUGUCGCAAACACAGCAUGCUCAGUCCACAGCCAUCAGGCUCAGGGCAGCAAGACCUGAGACUGGAAAGAAGAAGGAUGAAGGGAAGAGGACACGGCAUUCUUCAGACCUUGGAGUAGAUACUUCCACAACUCUAUUGUGCCAGGAACCAGUACAGUUGCAGUCCACGGAGUUUUCAACAUAUCCAGUCCACACUAUUAUUUUAGACUUCAGCAUGGUGCAGUUUGUGGAUUUGCAAGCUUCAGACUUACUGAGGCAGAUGUUCCACAUGUUUCAGAAUAUUGGCAUUUCGGUCCUGAUAGCCAGCUGCCACCUCUCUGUAAUAGCAAUCUUUGAGAAGAAUGAUUUCUUUGAUGACUGCGUCACCAAAGCACGGUUCUUUCUAACGCUGCAUGAUGCUGUGCUGGCUGCUUUAGAACAGAAUCAAAGGCCAGAGACUGUGGAACUCAGCAUUGGAGAGCCUGAACAGGAGUUAGAUGAAGGGCUCACAGAAGAACAGAAGGAGAGAAGUCUGCACUCCGGUAACAACAAAGAUAUUUCCUCUUUAAAGACUACCAGGAGCGAACUCUUAAAUGAAGAGCCAAUAUCCGAUCUCUUCCGCACAUAUUCACUCCAGAGUGAAACAGAGAUGAACGUAUUCCAACAGUAUGAUGCUCCACCCCCUGAGCCAGGUGACAGAGAUGAGUGGGAGCAGAAGUGGAAAUAUGCCAGAGAUCCCUGAGAUGCACAAGAGCUGACAGGGAAUCCUAGUCCAGUAAAUGGGGAGAGGUGCUGAUAUAGCACAGUUCAGGUAGUUCUUGCCUGCAUUUUGGUGGGGUUUUUUGCCUUUGUCUCUUUCGAAGUUAUUGAAGUAGCCAACUAGCCAGUCCAUCCAAUGGUUCUGCUGGUUUAAGGAAACUAGCACAGUUUAUGAAGUUACCCUUCAGGACUUUCAAACAGAGGGAUUAUUUAGCAGCAAUUUUAACCUUUGUAGUGAAUUAACUAUAAAACUUGGAGCCAUUAAAUGAAUUUUUACAUGUU